Molecule: messenger RNA, 1661 nt
Organism: Pistacia vera
Lineage: Eukaryota; Viridiplantae; Streptophyta; Magnoliopsida; Sapindales; Anacardiaceae
Product: F-box protein At3g07870-like
Exons: 2
Coding region: 147-1259 (370 amino acids)
Molecular function (GO): protein binding
Source: RefSeq, a predicted model, not a curated record
UAUCUUCAACAAAGUAGCAGUUUCUCUCUCGUUUUCUCUCUGGGGAGUUUCUCUAAAACCCCUACCCUCAGCUUUCUCUAAAACCCCACUUGGAAUCUUGAAGAAACAUCGCACAAUUCAAGGCAAUCUCAAACAUCUCAGCCCAUAUGAAGAAGAGUUGUGAAGAGAGAGAGAUGAGGAACUCUUUAGGACUUCCAGAUGAUGUUGUGGUGGAUAUCUUUCUGCGACUGUCAAUCAAGAAUCUAGCUCGACUGCGGUGUGUGUGUAAAUCAUGGAAUGACUUAAUAACCAGCGAGUCAUUUGUUGGAUUCCAUCUUAGUAAAUCCAGCAGAAAACCUCGUCUCCUUUUCUUUAGGUAUGGUGUCAGCCCUUCAUAUUUGGGCUUCUAUCCCCCAAAACGUCAGCGGUUUGAGAAUCUUCAUGAUCCUCCAUUUGCUUCAAGACUUGUAGAUUUAGAUUUGUUAGGUUCAUGUAACGGCGUUCUCUGUUUCUGCAGCACUGCUGACCAUUCGCUUAUCUAUAUGUGGAAUCCUUCGAAUAACAAGUACAUAACCCUUCCCAAACCCACAUAUAACCCUCGUUACCUAGGUUUUGGUGUCAAUUCAAUGAGUGGCCAUCUCGAUGACUUCAAAGUUGUAACUAUCUCUGCCAAUGCAAAUGCUGAGGUCUACAGUUUGAGGACAAAUUCAUGGAAAAUUAUUGAUGAUGGUUUUCUUCGAAGUAUUGAGAUAUAUGGUAGUCAUAUUAAUUGUCCUGUUUUUGUCAAGGGAUCUGUGCAUUGGUGUGCUCGCUAUAGCUGUUAUCUUGAUAGUCAGUGCACUUGGCUCAUAGUCUCAUUUGACUUUUCCAAGGGUGUUUUCCACACGAUUAUGUUGCCGGAGGACAUGUCCAUUGAUGAUGAUGCCAAGUACUUGAACGUUUUGGAUGGAUGCCUUUGUGUUUUUGCUGGUACUGUUCGUAAUUCUUUUCGUGCUUAUGAGUUAUGGGUAAUGAAGGAGUAUGGUGUAAUUGAGUCAUGGACUAGGCGAUGCAUAAUUGAAAAGGAUCAGAUUUUUUGGUGGCCAAUAGGAUUCACAAGAAAGGGAAAAAUUUUUGUACGAGGGGAUUGUGAACAUUGUGGCAAUUCUUUACUGUCAUACGAUCCAAAUACAGAGAUAUUUGAGUGCCUCGAUAUUCACCUUCCUUGUUUUUCAAUUCAAGUGUUGACAUUUGUGGAUAGCAUAAUCACACCUGUACCUCGAUCUGUGAUUAAAGGCUAGAAGCUGAUUUUAUUUUUGGAGCUCCUUCCAGUAGGGUUUGAGCAACUGACAUCAACUGCGGCACAGAAGGGGAAUCGUCCUCCAUUAUCUGUUUUUUACCUUUGCUAUAGAUAAAACUUAUUUCAUCCUUGCACUAUUCAGUCCCUUUAAUAGUGUUUUGGAUUAUUGUUGGUAAAUUUGAUAUUUAUCUGUAUCAUUGCUCGAUAAAAUUCUGUUUCUCAAAGCAUAUUGCUUCUGUCCUUUGUUAAGUACAUUGUAUAUUUUCCACCUGAAAUAGGAUGGCACUGUCCAUGUAUCUCGUGUACUGGCAUUUUAUAUUUGCCAAGGUUAUUGCGCUAGCAUUACCUUUAGACCAUAAUGUACCACAAUAUCAUUCAAUAUUUGACUUGGAUGUCAAUUUGU